GCAAUCUGUGAACAAGCUCGUCACUUCAGAAUUUUUCGUAGGCGUACGAGUCUCCGCAUUAUUAUGAGCACCUUCGGCCGCUUCUUCCGCGUUACGACCUUCGGUGAGUCGCACUGCAAGGGCGUAGGCUGUAUCGUGGAUGGCGUCCCUCCGUCGCUUGCACUGACCGAGGCUGACAUUCAGCCGCAGCUUACGCGUCGUCGUCCUGGCCAGAGCAAGCUCACGACCCCGCGCGACGAGAAGGACACGGUGACCAUCAUGAGUGGCACCGAAAAGGGAUUCACGCUCGGCACGCCGUUGGCUCUCUUCGUUCCCAACGAGAACGUACGCCCUAAAGACUACAAGGAGAUGGACGAGGUGCCUCGCCCGGGCCACGCCGACUACACGUACCAGAUGAAGUAUGGCACGCGCGCUAGCAGCGGCGGCGGCCGUGCUAGUGCUCGUGAGACUAUUGGCCGUGUGGCGGCUGGUGCUGUGGCUGAGAAGUGGCUCAAGGAGAAGUAUGGCACUUCUAUUGUGUGCUGGGUGAGCUCAAUUGGCACGGUUGACAUGCCACACGACGUGCUGAACGACCCCAAGAAGACGAUUUACAGUCGUGAGGACGUGGACACCAUCGGUUCGAUUCGUAUUCUGCGUGACCCUGCUAAGUGGACUAAGGUGGAGGAUGCAGCCAAACAAUUGGAGAACGACAAGGCGUACGACGCUGAGUUCGUCAAAGCCGAGGACGACCUCACCACGCCAGCGUACAUUGACACGGAGAAGAUCGUGUACAACCGCAAGGGUGACGUUGUGCCUGCCCCGGAGAAUCUGGACGCAUGGCUAACGGAAGAUUUGAUCCCCGUGCGCUGCCCACACCCGCCGUCCGCUUGCGCCAUGUCCACGGUUGUUCGCACGAUGAAGGUGGACGAAGACUCGACGGGUGGUGUCGUCACGUGCGUGAUCCGCAACGCACCCGUGGGUCUGGGUGAGCCGUGCUUCGACAAAAUGCAAGCCGUCCUCGCGCAUGCCAUGAUGUCCAUCCCAGCCACCAAGGGUUUCGAGAUUGGCUCUGGUUUCUCGGGCACCAGCAAGCGUGGUUCAGAGCACAACGAUCCGUUCUGCGCAGGCUCUGACGCCGAGAACCCGGAGAAGCUGGGCGUGACUAAGAACGACGCCGGCGGUGUGCUGGGAGGUAUUACCAGCGGCGCUGACAUCUACUUCCGUGUGGCCGUCAAGCCCGUAUCGACUAUCGGCCGUGCCCAGCCGACUGUCGGCUAUGACGGCAAGGAGACAGUGCUGGAGGCCAAGGGCCGUCACGAUCCCUGUGUACUGCCGCGCGUCGUGCCUCUAGUGGAGUCCAUGGCAGCGCUUGCCAUCGCUGACGCUGCCAUGAUCCAGUUGGGCCGCGAUGGCAGCAAGCUAGACGAGCCGGCGCAGAAGAAGCGUAAGCUUUAA
This is a messenger RNA of Phytophthora infestans T30-4, 1434 nucleotides long. RefSeq names its product chorismate synthase. Bases 64 to 1434 code for a protein of 456 amino acids. Gene Ontology annotation, biological process: chorismate biosynthetic process; aromatic amino acid biosynthetic process. Gene Ontology annotation, cellular component: cytosol. The transcript has a single exon. The record is from RefSeq and is a predicted model, not a curated record. Lineage: Eukaryota; Oomycota; Peronosporomycetes; Peronosporales; Peronosporaceae. Gene Ontology annotation, molecular function: chorismate synthase activity; FMN binding.